Haemonchus placei is the source of this 816-nucleotide messenger RNA. Lineage: Eukaryota; Metazoa; Nematoda; Chromadorea; Rhabditida; Trichostrongylidae. The record is from the annotation of a GenBank genome assembly.
AUGGCUGGUGACUUCGACUACGAGGUAUCUCGGAAAAUAUGGGAAGCUGCGGUACCGAUAGAAUUCCAAGUGGAACGUGAAGAUGACUCUGGUGACGCUUGUCGACCAUCUUACGCCAUGCUUCCACGCUGCAGUUACUUCCCUCUUCAUCUCAGCAGGAUAUUGGAACAAGUAAGAGCACGGGAGGAAAGUGUAAAACUGGACACAGAAAAGGUCUGGUUGGAAUGCAAUGGCAUGCCCUUGAAGACCUAUUAUCCUGUCGGUGUUCUGUUUGAUUUGCACCAGUCUUCUGAUUCACCUACGGUGACUGUGAUAAUAAAAACUACACCCCGUCCAGAAGGAGUGUCUACAGUGACGAAGGAUGUGAUGGAAGCGAUGUUUAUACAAUCUUUAAAAGAAGCCAAUUAUCUAAAACGUCGAAAGGAUCAGGUAGUCAGCACCAUGAAAAUUGACGAACAUAAACAGCUCUGGUCAGGACUCGUUCACGAUCGCUUUGAUGAAUUCUGGAGUAUUAACCGACGUCUCAUGGAGAGCACUGAAGAGCGACCUUUUCAUGACAUUCCCAUUCGCCUCUACAUCAAUGGGCAACCUUUCCGCCAAAUCCCGCAACCGCCGUUUGACGAAAAUGGCGAGCCUCGAACAUUAUCACAUGCCCUAACCUCACUUUCUCCUGAUCUCGUGGAAAACGGAAAGUACCGGUUCAUAUCGCAUGGUAUCACGCUCCCAUUGGAAACGCCUCUCAUUUAUUUGGGAAAAAAUCUAGCUUAUCCGGAUAAUUUCGUGCAUAUAUGUGCUGUUAUGGACAACAGUGCUUGA